Molecule: messenger RNA, 1356 nt
Organism: Malassezia pachydermatis
Lineage: Eukaryota; Fungi; Basidiomycota; Malasseziomycetes; Malasseziales; Malasseziaceae
Exons: 1
Coding region: 1-1356 (451 amino acids)
Biological process (GO): dehydro-D-arabinono-1,4-lactone biosynthetic process
Cellular component (GO): cytosol
Molecular function (GO): D-arabinose 1-dehydrogenase [NAD(P)+] activity
Source: RefSeq, a predicted model, not a curated record
AUGCCCAUUCAUCCAGCGGAGGACCCGCCCCUCGAGUCGUUUGGGCCGAUUGUGCCGCUCUCUUCGCUGCCGGCAGAGCCGCUGCAUGAAGGGCCGGCUCCCUGGCCCCGACCUUCCAAGCCAUUGCAUGAUAUGCGAACGCAGUCGUCGCCUCUGUGGUUCGGUGGCGGUGUAUUUGGGCAGGGUAUGUACAACGCCGACAGCGUCCUCCAUAGCGAUGCAGCUGUGCGGGCCCUGCGUUUGGCUUUCGACUAUGGCAUCAAUGCUCUCGAUUCGUCGCCGUACUAUUUUCCCUCCGAAUUUGUCUUGGGUCGAGCGCUGCGCAUCUUGGCACCGUCGUACCCACGCGAUUCGUACUUCCUCAUGACCAAGUGCGGUAGGUACGGCCCGACACGGGCUCACUUUGACUACACGCCGGAGCGGAUUACUACGUCGAUUCGUCAGAGCCUCCACCGUUUGGGCACGACGUACCUCGACGUGGCGUUGCUUCACGAUGUGGAGUUUGUAAGCGCCCAACCAGACGCGGCGCUCACAGACGAUGGAUGGCUCGCGGCAGCCGCGGUGGGCCGACAUCCCACGAUCCCGCAGGAUGAUGCACGACAGACACUAGGCAUUGCGCCAGGACAAGCCGCCCAGGUUCGCGGGGCGGGAGACGAGCGAGUUUUGGCAGCAGCACGCGCUCUUUUUGCUCUGCAAGACGAAGGCGUGAUUCGGCAUGUAGGCAUGAGUGGCUACCCACUGGGCGAGCUUCUUCGUCUUUCGCGUCUUAUUGCAUCGCACCCGCCGUAUCGCUGCGUCGAUGUUGUGCUAAGUUACAGCUGCCAUACGAUGCAUGCAGAUUUGUUGCCGGCAUGGCAACCGCUGUUCGAAGCCUCACCAUGGACGGACAACGAGAAACCUCACGAGGCCCAAUGGACGCCACCGAUGCUACUAAAUGCAUCGCCUUUCUCCAUGGGCCUGUUUUCCGACCGUGGUCCCCCUGCUUGGCACCCAGCAUCUGAGGCGCUGCUUCAAGCGACGCGCGCGGCCCAUCGCGACGUGUAUGAAGCUGCUACGAACACAGCCAACCCACACAUCGAUGCGGCACAGGUGCUGGCUCGUACAGCUCUGUUUGCCGGGAUGCAUGGGAGCGACGUUCAGGAUACCCAACCUAUCCCUCGUUUGCGUACCUUGCUAGGUAUGAGCAACGUCGACGAGGUUCAUGCGGCCAUUGAGACGUACCGCAUCUUGCAUGGCGAUACCUCGUCUCCGACAUACAAGCAGCUCCAAUCGUACGGAGCACGUAUUCGUACGCAUAUUGCACAAGCUGGCGCCCAAGAUCAAACUUGGCGAUCCCCUCCUGUAGAUGCCGACUAG